CACACACACACACACACACACAUCGUGCUGCGGCUUCUGCGAGCAGCUCUGGAGACGAGGCUGAACUGAAAACAUUCAUCUGCUGAGAGACACGAAAUACAGGCUCUUUGUUUAUAUCUCCAGUUCCAGGCGUAUACUGGCAAGUGUUGAGAGCAACAACCACAGCAGUAACCUCCGUGGCACUGACAGCACCAAAGGCAGCAUUUGAGAAACCUCCUGUAGUGUCAAAAGCGCCAGUAGCAAUCGUCUGACACACGCAGAGAGGACCGACACCCCCAGCCUUUCUAGCAUCAUCAUCCACAGACAGCGGCUCUGAGAUGGGCUGCUCCUCAGGUCGCCAGCCCCCAGCCCCAGCCUUUCACCCGGACCUCGACUAUGGCAACAACAGUGAGACCAACACCUUACCUCAGGACUCUGAGAACCAGAACCAGGGUUUGAAUGGCCUUGGAGAAGGAACAGAAAGGGAAGGAAGUGUUGGAAGAGACCCAGUCAAACCUCCAGAGUCUCUCCCCACUCUGGAGAGACUUGCCCAGGCUACAGGUGGGACAGAGAAGUCCUGGUACCGCUGUGUGUUCCCUUUCGGCGUGAUAUCACUAGUGAUUGGCAUGGCAGGUACCGGGGUGACGUUCACCUUUAACACACUGCUCCAGACCAAAGUGGUGUCUGUGGCGUUGCUCUGUGUUGGCAUAGUGAUGCUGCUCGUGGCAGCUGUUUGCUGGAGGGCCCACAGACUGAGGAAGAGGCAAAAGAAAGAAGGUGGAUUCUUCACUGCUGAUCAGGGCACUUUGUGAUGGAGUGUGGACUUCCAGUCAGUUUGUCCAGGCAGAGCACAGCCAUGCUCCUGUAUAAUAGGACAGGGUGAAAACUGCAGAAGAGUUUGAUGUUGGUUGAAGUAUUGAAAGUAUUUGUGCCAGGGAAACUUUGUGACAGUGUUGACUCAGACAGUAGGACAGUAUUCAGAAAAUGUCACUUUAGCAAAGGCAUAUCACCACCCUGGGCAGAUACACACAGUAAAGUAUGAGUCACACUAAAAUCCGCCCCACCCCACCUCUUCUUUUCUUUCCUGUUAUGGAUUUACCUGGGGAUCCAGCGGAGCACAGAGCCUAGAACACGUUAUAGAUUUUUUUUCCUCUAGGCUAGCCUUUUUGAAUCAAGGAAAUGUAUGAGUGAUAGGCACCUUAGGAAGAGUUCUUUAACCUCCUCGCCCUCAAUCUGCAUCCUGACAGCACAGUCUUCAUAAAAAGGUGUGCCCGUGUGGGAAAGGAGCUGUUAUCAGUGGACAGACUUGCCUGCCAGGAACAUCUGGAACAUCAUCUUAUGUUAGAACUGACCAGAGAAAGAGUCUUAAAGAAUGUGCCAGGCAUGUGUGUUUGUGCUUGUGCAUGCUAGUGUAAGAAAGGAGAGACAACGUGGGAACUGUAAGUGAAGCUUGUAUCCACAGAUUUGCCUUUAUAAAGCCUGGCCCAGCUUGCAGAAAUAAAUAAUACAUGAUUUCCCCCUCACUACAAAACCACUGUUGAGGUGCCCUUUUGCUGUUUGCCAGUUAGUCUCCAGCUGUUCCAAUGCAGCUCCUCUUUAGGCAAAAGUACUGGGCAGCAGUGAGAGGCUAGAUUUGAAAAGAAAGCGGGGAAUCAGGCAAAAUUAUGCAAAAAGAACCAGCUAGCAUGCUUCUCCAUGGUGGCAGAUUUUAUAAACAUGCAGCCUCUCUUUUGUGUUUGUGUCCACAGUCCAAUUUAGUGUUAUUAGACACAAAAGUCAACACUUUUCCCCCCCUGACACCAAGCUGUGGUCAAUAACUGUGAUCCAGCUGAUCAGUAGCAACUGUGAUCAGUAGACAUCACCACUCUGUGAAGUAUUAAGCUUUUGAGGUAAUGGGCUGCAGACAAAUCCCCCCACCCCAACACUUUUGGACUUGCCAUAGAUGACUUGUGUAUUGUAUGAUAAGGAUCUCCCAUUACAGAAAUGUCUCUGUGAACACAGAACAACAAAGACAAAGUGCAUUAUGACCUCAUCCUUGCCUACCUGAUGCUGCUGAUCCUGGCCUCC
Monopterus albus (swamp eel) is the source of this 2046-nucleotide messenger RNA. RefSeq names its product transmembrane protein 100. Lineage: Eukaryota; Metazoa; Chordata; Actinopteri; Synbranchiformes; Synbranchidae. Gene Ontology annotation, cellular component: plasma membrane. Bases 318 to 791 code for a protein of 157 amino acids. Gene Ontology annotation, biological process: cellular response to BMP stimulus. The transcript has 2 exons. The record is from RefSeq and is a predicted model, not a curated record.